Diversispora eburnea is the source of this 1074-nucleotide messenger RNA. The record is from the annotation of a GenBank genome assembly. NCBI's taxonomy places the organism in Eukaryota, Fungi, Glomeromycota, Glomeromycetes, Diversisporales, Diversisporaceae.
AUGUUACACUCAGCGGUUAUUAGAACGACCACUUUGCUAUCAUUCAAAAGGAUUGUCACUUCUUUGUUCUUAAAUCGACAAUCCAUCAAUUUACACAGAACUCUUUUGAUUCCAAUUACCUUACAUAACAAAUUUUCUACCUUUAAUCCAACAAAGCAAUCAUCUCCUUCCAUAGUUAGCCCGUCAACAUCAGUAUCUAAUAAUUCCUCUAAAGGCAAUGAUAUAGCUUCAGAUAUGCCUUUGGAAAUUCUUUUGCAUACUCAUCAUCCUGAACCUGUUCGUCACGAGAUCAUCGAAUCAAAAGAACCUUUGAAAACUGCAGAUCUUGAAAAAUUAGAUGUAAAGCUUAAACUCCAUAGAAAACCUGUAACAAUUUCAGAUAAGUUUGCUUUUGCUUUGGUCAAAUCAUUGAGAGUUCCUAGUGAUUGGUUUUUCAAAAAGAAAUACAUUCAUCGUUCAGUUAUGCUGGAAACGGUUGCAGCAGUUCCUGGAAUGGUAGGUGGCUCUAUCCGUCAUCUCAAAUCACUUAGAAAGAUGAAGCAUGAUGGUGGUUGGAUUUCUCAUUUGCUUCAUGAAGCCGAAAACGAACGUAUGCACUUGAUGACAUGGAUGCGCAUUGCCCAACCUAAAAUGUGGGAACGUUUUCUGAUCACCGCUGUACAAGGAAUUUUCUAUAAUGCAUUCUUUGCAUUGUAUCUUCUUAGUCCAAGAACUGCUCAUCGUGUUGUAGGCUACCUUGAAGAAGAAGCAAUUGUUAGUUAUACUUCAUUUCUCAAAGAAAUUGAUGAAGGACAUAUUCAAAAUAUCAAAGAUGUUCCUGAUAUUGCAAUAGAUUAUUGGCAUUUAGAUCGCGAAACCGCAACUCUUCGUGAUGUAGUAUUGGCAAUUCGCGCAGACGAAGUUACACACCGUGACACGAAUCAUCAUUUUGCAGAUCGUAUUGUGCUUGGUCAUGAAGAUUUGAGAGAAGAUAUCAAACGUGUAAUUUCCAAAGAAUCUGCUCCUGAUGGUAAAUUUCGUAAGAUCGCUGGUUUCAAUGAAAAUGCUGGUGAAGCUUGGAAAUGGUCUCAAUAA